CAUGAUCGACUUCGGUUAGUCUCGCGCAAUGCAAGAGGUGACUGGCUGGUUGUUUCUUGUACUACUAGCUUCAAUCGUGUGCGUGACUACAGUCAGUGAAUUUACUCCCGAGCCAAAAGACGAAACUGUGUUUGUAGGAGACACUUCACACUUCGCCUGUGGUACACUGGGCAGUUGCUUAGAAUGGAAAAUUAAUGGGACUUUUUAAAAAGAUUUACCGGACGAAUCACGUCGUAAAUUUGAGGAGAACUCCACCACAUUGAAUCUCGGAUUUCAGUAUUCGACCCUUGCAAUGCCUGGAGCAGCUAAGUAUAAUGGAACCAAAGUACAGUGUGUGAGUGGAGAGGGUGCGGAGAGCAACAUCGCUACUAUGCAUGUACAAGGGACUCUGUCAGCAGUUGUUAAUGCGAGAGUAAGAAUAACAGAAAAAUCCAUUAUUGUGUUUUGGGUGGCUCCAUUUUCCCUCAACAUUUCUCACCGGGACCUUGAUAUGUGGUACUCAGUGUUUCUUAAAGACAAGACUGAGCAGAGAGAAAUCAGUUGCUCGAACUGCACCAACAUCCCAGAAACUAACUUCACCCUGAAUGUUCUUGACCAGUGCCAUGAGUAUACAGUCACCAUCGUCCCAGUAAACGGAGCUGGUGAAGGAGAAAAGUACCACAUUCCGUUUGUGAAUGUUCCAAACAGCUCCUCUGCAUGCAACAACAGUGAGGAUCCUACAGUUCUUGUUCCUAAACAUGAGGGUGAAACUGGUGAAAAAGGAGAUUCUUCUCUCCUCAUUGGCCUUGUGGGUGGUGCCUGCUGCAUAGUGUUUGCUGUUCUGGUUGUUGGGCUACUGGCAUUGUGUGUGUACAAGAGGAAGAAGCAGAAGAAGAUAAUCCUUCCAGAAGUUGGCUACAGCAGUGUUGAUACUCACCAGAUAGAGGUGGAAGUGAGCGAUAACUGUGAUGGAGAAGGUACAGCAGAAGAGGAAAUUCCUGGAAACAGUGAACCAGCAGGGGAGAUGUGUCCAGUAAAAGAAGUAGUUGAAGAAGAGGGAGAGGAAAGGACAGAGCCUAAAACAGAAGAAGAAGAACCGGAAGAAGGGGGCAAGUCUCAGGGCCCAUUUGUGGAACCUGAGACAGAGAGAGUUGACAACAGCCAGGUGACCGGCUUAGAUACUGCGGCCCAACCACAAGAUGAUACAAAUCCUGAAACAGUUGUCUGCAUUACAUCUUCUGGCCAGUGCAUCCCGAGAAACAGCAGUUCCAGCAAUAACCUUGCCUCCAGUGAAGAGAAGUUGGCCAGCGACAAUGCUACCAUACAGGAACAAAGUGUUAAAGUUGUAACAAGUGAUGAAGGGAGUGAAGAGUCAUCCGAGUUCGUAGUCCGAGAGCCAGUUCCAGUUCGAAAUAAGAGGAUGACUCAGAACUUGCGUGACUCUCAUACUACACAAGAACCAAUCAGUGCUGCUAUGAGCAAUCCAUACCAACCAUCUCCCCAGCCACAUGAUAAUCAAGAUAUUACUCUGUAAUUAUGAUACGUCAGUAAGAUAGCAAUUUUAUUUGUGUAUAUUUGUUGUAAAUGUCGUGUCCCCAGCUUGACCAUAAUGUAACUACAAUAGUGAAUUUUUAGCCUUUUAUUAUUUGUAUAUACAUCAUUAUUUUACACUGUAACUUACUAGUUCAUGCAGGUGUUACAAAUACUUUGUUAUCAGUUAGCAAAA
Geodia barretti is the source of this 1705-nucleotide messenger RNA. NCBI's taxonomy places the organism in Eukaryota, Metazoa, Porifera, Demospongiae, Tetractinellida, Geodiidae. The record is from the annotation of a GenBank genome assembly.